AUGGAAACCUUUUGCUUCAGGGUGUCCUUUUGGGUGGCGCUGGUUGGAUGUGUAAUUAGUGAUAAUCCUGAGAGCUACAGCACCAAUCUAAGCACGCAUAUAGACGAUUUUACCACUUUUCGUGGGACAGAGCUUGGCUUCCUGGUUACCACUCAUCGACCCACUAAUUUGGCCCUACCCAGCAAUGGCUCAAUGAACAACUAUUGUCCACAGCAGACAAAGAUUACUUCAGCUUUCAAAUACAUUAACACUGUGAUAUCUUGUACUAUUUUCAUCGUGGGAAUGGUGGGGAACGCAACUCUGCUCAGAAUCAUUUACCAGAACAAGUGUAUGAGGAAUGGACCCAACGCGCUGAUAGCCAGCCUUGCCCUUGGAGACCUUAUCUAUGUGAUCAUUGAUCUCCCUAUCAAUGUAUUUAAGCUGUUGGCUGGGCGCUGGCCUUUUGAUCACAAUGACUUUGGCAUAUUUCUAUGCAAGCUGUUCCCCUUUUUGCAGAAGUCUUCAGUGGGGAUCACAGUCCUCAAUCUCUGUGCUCUCAGUGUUGACAGGUACAGAGCUGUUGCUUCCUGGAGUCGUGUUCAGGGAAUUGGGAUUCCCUUGGUCACUGCCAUUGAGAUUGUCUCCAUCUGGAUCCUUUCUUUUAUCCUGGCCAUCCCUGAAGCAAUUGGCUUUGUCAUGGUGCCCUUUGAAUACAAGGGUGAACAGCAUAAAACCUGUAUGCUCAAUGCCACAUCACGGUUCAUGGAGUUCUACCAAGAUGUGAAGGACUGGUGGCUGUUUGGCUUCUACUUCUGCAUGCCCUUGGUGUGCACCGCAAUCUUCUAUACCCUCAUGACUUGUGAGAUGUUAAACAGAAGGAAUGGAAGCUUGAGAAUUGCCCUCAGUGAACAUCUUAAACAGCGUCGAGAAGUGGCAAAAACAGUUUUCUGCUUGGUUGUAAUUUUUGCUCUUUGCUGGUUUCCUCUUCAUUUAAGCCGUAUUUUGAAGAAAACCGUGUAUAAUGAGAUGGACAAGAACCGAUGUGAAUUACUUAGUUUCUUGCUGCUCAUGGAUUACAUUGGCAUUAACUUGGCAACUAUGAAUUCAUGUAUAAACCCAAUAGCUCUAUAUUUUGUGAGCAAGAAAUUUAAAAAUUGUUUUCAGUCUUGCCUCUGCUGCUGCUGUUACCAGUCCAAAAGUCUGAUGACCUCAGUCCCCAUGAAUGGAACCAGCAUCCAGUGGAAGAACCAUGAACAAAACAACCACAACACAGAGAGGAGCAGCCACAAAGAUAGUAUAAACUAA
This is a messenger RNA of Pipistrellus nathusii (Nathusius's pipistrelle), 1284 nucleotides long. The record is from the annotation of a GenBank genome assembly. NCBI's taxonomy places the organism in Eukaryota, Metazoa, Chordata, Mammalia, Chiroptera, Vespertilionidae.